Messenger RNA from Pogonomyrmex barbatus (red harvester ant), 2517 nucleotides. Its product is annotated as cGMP-dependent protein kinase, isozyme 1. NCBI's taxonomy places the organism in Eukaryota, Metazoa, Arthropoda, Insecta, Hymenoptera, Formicidae. Gene Ontology annotation, biological process: protein phosphorylation. The record is from RefSeq and is a predicted model, not a curated record. Gene Ontology annotation, molecular function: cGMP-dependent protein kinase activity; ATP binding.
UGAGCGAUAAUUAUUAUUAGUGAAACUUUAAUUUAAUGACGAUAAAUCUGUUUUUGGCAAACAGCGUAAUAUGUGAAUUAUUAACUAUUAAAAUUUAAGUGACAGUUGAAAUACAUCAAAUCAGUGACAAACAUCAUCGUGCGUUUACGAGCAAUUCGACGAAAAUGACAAGAAUGUAUUUGUAAACGUGUUUCAAGGAAAAUACUUGUUUUUUAAAAUGAAACGUUUUUCGUUUUAUUGUGCAUUUUAUUAGCGCAAGAAUAUAAGGAUAAUUGGUGAGAUCAAGAAAUCAUAAAGAAAGGCAUUAAAAGAAUUUGCUUUGGACAUGCGUUGGACGAAGAUAACAUGAGGUUCUCGUGUUUCCCGAGGGCCAACAUCCUCGGGCAGAGGGGUAGCAUUAAUCUCACCCCUCUGCCGGGCUAUGAGGAUUCUACUAGCUUCACCAUAGGCGUUAUCCGUCCGUUACCUGGAACCUUCCCCUCGUUAACUAUAAAUGGCACUAUAAAUGGACCAUCAUCAUCCACGUCAUCCACAUCACUCACGAAAAUCACCGAGUCAUCGUCAUCGUCAUCUGAAGUCAAUCAUAUCAAUCAUCAAUUAUCUAUUCCACAUCAAGAACAUUCCGGAUUAGAAGAUACAGCUGCCAUGAACAAUGGCGAACAACAUACGAAUAAUCCAAGGGGUGGCGUCAUCGGAAGGACGCCGACUCCACCUUCAGCACCGACGCCUGUAUACGAAAAGGAUGCCAGGAGUGCGAGGCAAAUUAAAAGAGCCAUUUUGGAAAAUGAAUUUCUAGGUAAUCUUGAAGAAAAUCAGGUGGAAGCACUCGUUUCCGCUAUGUAUCCCAAACAAAUUCCUGCUAAUACUAUGGUCAUCCGAGAAGGCGAUAUAGGUUCCCACUUGUACGUAUCAGCAGAGGGAGAUUUCGACAUUUACGAAGGGAAUAAAUUUCAAAGAACUUUCGGACCAGGAGUCGCAUUUGGAGAGAUCGCCCUAUUGUAUAAUACAAAAAGACUUCGAUCUAUUAGCGUAAAGAAACCUGGGAAAGUAUGGGUGCUUGACAGAUCAGUAUUUCUAACUAUAAUGAUGAAAACAGCUCAGGAACAAUUAGAAGGCAACAUUCGCUUUCUCCAACGAGUUUCCGUUCUCCAAAAACUUCCUGAACCUAAGGACCACGUGCUCGCGAAGAUAUCCGAUCUCAUAAGAAUAGAAUUUUUUCCAGCUGGAGCAAAAAUAUUGCGACAGGGCGAGAAAGGUGAAAAAUUUUAUAUAAUCAGCGGAGGAAACGUACGAAUCACCAAGUAUACCGAAUACGGAGGCGAGGAGGAACUGGUGGUCCUCAGCAAAGGAGAUUAUUUCGGCGAAUUGGCUCUCUACGACGACGAGGGAGAACGACGUGCCAACGCGAUUGCACUUGCACCUGGUGUCGAAUGUUUGACAUUGGACAGAACGUCAUUUCUGAACUACCUGGGUAGUCUGGACGAGAUUCGCAACAAGGACUGGUUGGCGGAAUACGAGAAGCAAAAGCGUUCGUUGACACCAAAGAAGUGGACCAAUGAGUAUGCGAGUUUAACCUUGGUCGACCUUGAAAUGAAGGGAACUUUAGGAGUGGGUGGAUUUGGUCGUGUUGAAUUGGUCACGCUCAGAUCUGACCCGAAUAAGAGCUUCGCUCUAAAGAAACUCAAGAAGAAGGCCAUGGUCGAGCAGCAACAGCAAGAGCACGUAUUGAACGAGAAGCACAUUAUGCAAGCAUGCGAUUCACCUUUCAUAUGCAAGCUUUAUCAAACAUAUAAGGAUAACAAGUACGUAUAUUUCCUCAUGGAAGUAUGUCUCGGCGGAGACGUCUGGACUACCCUCCAGAGGAGACGUUAUUUCGACGAUGCCACUGCGCAAUUUAUGGUCGGCUGCGUAGUCGAAGCUCUCGAUCAUCUUCAUUCGCUAAAUAUCGUUUAUCGAGAUCUCAAACCAGAGAAUCUUAUGCUCGACACGCGCGGCUACUUGAAGCUGGUGGACUUUGGAUUCAGUAAAAAAAUUGGUCCAGCUAAAACGUGGACGUUUGCGGGCACGCCCGAGUAUGUUGCACCCGAAAUUAUCUUGAAUAAAGGACACGACAGAGCGGUGGAUUAUUGGGCCCUUGGUAUUCUAACGCACGAACUUCUCGUUGGUAAACCGCCCUUCCGAGGAUCCGAUCAUAUGACGACUUACAAUAAAAUCCUGAAAGGUAUCGAGAUGGUUGGUAUUCCGAAUAUCGUUAAUAAACAUGCUAAUAAUCUUAUCAAGAAGCUGCUCCGUAUGAAUGCCUCGGAACGAUUAGGUUUCCAACGAAAUGGAAUACAGGAUAUUCGCGAUCAUAAAUGGUUUUCCGGAUUCAAUUGGCAAGCGCUUCAAAGAUUAGCUCUACCGGCUCCAAUUGUGCCUACGGUGCGACAUCAACUUGAUACGCGUAACUUUGAAAAAUAUCCAGCUGAUCGCGAUAUUCCUCCGGAUGAGUUUUCCGGUUGGGACAUCGACUUCUGA